AUGAGUUCUCUCGAAUGGCUUUUUGAUCUUUGCGCCGUGGUAGACGCUGCUGGUGGUGGCGUUGCCACGGAUAAACUAUCUCAAGAGAAAGCGCUGCCUCCAAGCCAAGAUACCUGGUAUACCGCCCCUGACGGUUUUGAGUCUAAACAGCCUGGCGAUGUUCUCCGCAUCCGCUCUGUACCAAACCUAGUCAGCAUUGUGGAAAAUUCUUCAGCUGUAUAUCAUAUCCUCUAUCGAUCGACAGACUCACGGGGUCAGGCAUCGUGGGCUGUUACCACUCUGUUUAUCCCAACACGGUUCCAUCGCUCUCAGACAGAUAACACGGCGGUACUGUCCUACCAGUUCGCCUACAACACGGCCAAUUUCGACUGCAGCCCAUCAUUUGCUCUUGCUGGCGUGAUGGCCAAUAGUGAACCAACUCUUGGCAUUCGAGCGAGUACAUGUAUGCUCACAGAAAUGCUCUCGUUCGGCUGGAUCAUCAACACACCUGAUCACCUAGGUCCCACUGCUGCUUUUGGAGCAAGCAUCCAGAGUGGACAUGCGACUCUUGAUUCUGUACGAGCAGUUCAUAGCCUGUUGAAACUAAGGCAAGGGCCGGAUUUCCGUACUGCAAUCUGGGGAUACAGCGGUGGCUCUAUCGCUACUUUCGCUGCUGCGGAGCUGCACUCAAGCUAUGCACCUGAUGUCAACAUCGAUGGAGCUGUGCUUGGGGGUGUGGUGGACGAUAUCUCCGCGGACCUCGAUAAGAUCAACAAGAGUCCACUCGCCGGAACCUUGAUAGCUUUACUUCUGGGCAUCACCUCGCAAUACCUCGAAGCGAGGGCUUACCUAGAGAGCCGGCUUGUUGAGGGUACCAAAGACGAGUUCAUGUCGGUUCUGCACACAGAAGUUACCCAAGCUUUGAAGCACUUCGCGGGAAAGGAUAUCUAUUCUUUCUUUGAGAAUGGCGUUGCAGAUUUGAAAACGUCUCCAAUAGAAGAGUUGUACGAUAGCCAGGCAAAAUUGGGCUACAGAGGCGUUCCUAUGAUGCCGAUGUUUGUAUACAAGGCUAUUAGAGACCAGUUCUGUCCCAUCAAGUUGACAGAUGCGACCAUUGAGAGACUUUGUAGUGCGGGAGGUGAGAUUACGUAUGAGAGAAAUACAGUGGGAGGUCAUGUGUCUGAGAUUGAGAAUGGCAAGCCUCAGGUGUUUCGCUUCCUUGAGAGUAUUUUUGAUGGAUCGUACCAGACGCCGACCUCGAAGCGGAACAUCUCCGAUGUUACGGUUGAUGUUUCCACACAGAGCCCUUGA
Messenger RNA from Fusarium sp. VM40, 1290 nucleotides. The record is from the annotation of a GenBank genome assembly. NCBI's taxonomy places the organism in Eukaryota, Fungi, Ascomycota, Sordariomycetes, Hypocreales, Nectriaceae.